Messenger RNA from Cynara cardunculus var. scolymus (artichoke), 1541 nucleotides. RefSeq names its product casein kinase II subunit beta-1-like. The transcript has 5 exons. The record is from RefSeq and is a predicted model, not a curated record. Lineage: Eukaryota; Viridiplantae; Streptophyta; Magnoliopsida; Asterales; Asteraceae. Gene Ontology annotation, molecular function: protein kinase regulator activity. The coding region runs from base 284 to 1117 and encodes 277 amino acids. Gene Ontology annotation, cellular component: protein kinase CK2 complex; cytoplasm.
GAGUUUGAGAGCUUUGUCACAAUAGGGAGAAUGAGCGCAGGCACACUGUAUUAAAGGGUACGACGAAUCGCACACAAUUUAUCCCAAACUUGUUGUUCCCGCCGAUACAAUAUAUAUUCACCGGCACCACCGGUCUAUCUCUUUCUCACGACACACAUUUGUUCCACUCGAACCCCAAAACGACGAACACAAAAAUCAUUUAAAAUACUCUCGAACCCCUUAUAUGUUCCUCUCAAAAUCCUAUCUUUUGCUCAAAAAUUAGGGUUUCAAAGGGGGUAAUAGAAUGUACAGGGAGAGAACUGGAGGAGGAUCCAAGGCCAAAAUGGAGCGAUCUUCAACGGUCACAAGUUCCAGAGGAGGUGGAGGAUCGAAUUUGAAUGGAAAAGAUGCUAAUAAAGAUCGUUCUUCGCCAGGAAACUCCAAACUUUCUUCUUUUUCUAGGUCUUCUUACCCCAAUAAGAAACUCUCCAAAGGAGAGGAAAAUGUAGUAGAGGAAUCUGAAACAGAUAGCGAGGAAUCUGAUGUUAGUGGCUCUGAUGGGGAGGACACAUCUUGGAUAUCAUGGUUUUGCAGCCUGCGUGGAAAUGAGUUUUUCUGUGAAGUUGAUGAAAAUUACAUCCAAGAUGAUUUUAAUCUAUGUGGUUUGAGCAGCCAAGUUCCCUAUUAUGAUUAUGCUCUUGAUUUGAUCCUGGACGUUGAAUCCUCUCAUGGUGAUAUGUUUUCAGAAGAACAAAACGAAAUCAUUGAAUCAGCAGCAGAGAUGCUUUAUGGUCUUAUUCAUGUACGAUAUAUCUUAACGACCAAAGGAUUGGGUGCCAUGCUCGAGAAGUACAAGAAUGCAGAAUUUGGCAGGUGCCCACGAGUGUACUGCUGUGGUCAACCCUGCCUUCCUGUUGGUCAAUCAGACGUUUCUCGACAAAGCAAUGUAAAAAUUUUCUGUCCGAAAUGUGAAGAUCUCUACACCCCUCAAUCCAGGUUUCAAGAUAACCUGGAUGGAGCCUAUUUCGGGUCAACAUUUCCUCACCUGUUCUUGAUGACGUACGGACACCUAAAGCCACAAAAGACAUCACAGGAGUACGUUCCUCGAGUCUUCGGCUUCAAGGUCCACAAGCCAUGAUGACAUCGACCAUGGAUGAAUACGCGAUGUGCUUUCGAGUCGCUUUGGCCAGACCCAUGUUAGUAUUCUCGUUCUUUCUCAAGAUAUAACGACGAUUAAUCAACAACUUACGGCUUAACUUCAAAAGCCACCCUCAUAAGAAAUCACAUCACAACCUUAAGAUCCUAUUUCAUAUAUGAUAUAUUAUGUUAAAAACACCACCAAAAUUGGAAGGAAAAGAAAAAAGAAAUGUGUGCCAGGAGUGAUCUGCUUCUUGUCUUUAUGAUCAUCUUAUUUGUAUGAGUACUGAUUUUGUCAGUUAGGAAGGUUUUUUCCCCCCCUCUGAAAUGCAUUCAAAACUUUGACUUCUUAAAUAUGUAUUAUUUGUAGUUCAUGUUUGAUGAUACAGAUAGUCAUUUACCCCUGUAACUCUUUAUUUUUACUU